This is a messenger RNA of Pygoscelis adeliae (Adelie penguin), 1486 nucleotides long. RefSeq names its product CD47 molecule (gene CD47). The record is from RefSeq and is a predicted model, not a curated record. The coding region runs from base 8 to 1063 and encodes 351 amino acids. Gene Ontology annotation, biological process: positive regulation of cell-cell adhesion; positive regulation of inflammatory response; positive regulation of phagocytosis. Lineage: Eukaryota; Metazoa; Chordata; Aves; Sphenisciformes; Spheniscidae. Gene Ontology annotation, molecular function: thrombospondin receptor activity. The transcript has 11 exons. Gene Ontology annotation, cellular component: plasma membrane; extracellular exosome.
UCUGUGCAUGCAGAGAAAAACAAAACAGAACACCUUGACCCCAGAGCUCAAGCGGUCAAGGAAAACAUGCCCUGGUUCUGCCCAGUUGAUAUUUAGCGUGACAGAUGUUGUUGAAAGAACUGACUGUAAUAAAACUGUCAUUUUACCUUGCUAUGUGACUAAUCUAAAGGAGGACAAUGCAGAUGUCAUGUUUGUUACAUGGAAAAAACAAGGAAAAAUAAUUUUUUCUUUUGAUGGAGCAAAACGGCAGUUUUUCAGAGAUGCAGCAGUUCCAUCAGCUAACUUAGUAUCUCAGGCGGAUUUACCCAAGGGUAUUGCCUCUCUAAUGCUUAAGAGUGCAGAAGCAGAUGCUGGAAAUUACAGUUGUGAAGUAACAGAAUCAAACAGAGAAGGAGAAACAAGAGUUGAACUUAGAAACCACUCAGUUGUCAGUUGCGGCGAGGAAAAUACCCCAACACCAAAGGAAAAACUUGGAUCAUGGUUUCUUCUAGUGGAAAGGGCUAUCAUCAUAGCGUUGCUGUUCUUAGUUAUUAUUUUGUGUUCGGCUCAGUUAAGUGUUAUUGCAUUAAAAUAUGAAAUUGUACCUCAGAAGAAAAUGGGCAUGAUUGUAGCAGUUACCAUCUUCACAGUUGCUGCUGUUGUAGGCACUGUUCUUUUUGUCCAAGAUGGCUAUACUGCACAGAAUCAAGCUGGUCUUGGCCUAAUUGUAGUCCCUGCUGUGAUUUUGGUACCACUUCAAUACUUUGUGUUUGGAAUUGUUUUCGAUAGUCUACCACAAGCAACAUUCGCUCUGAUAGGUUUGCACAUUCUUGGUUAUGUAAUUGCUGUGGUUGGCUUUGCACUGUGUGUCUCAGCCUGUCCUCCGUUACAUGGGUCUGUUUUGAUUGCUGGCUUAGCUAUUAUGGCUAUUGCAAAUUUGCUUAGUCUGGCUUACAUGUUUAUUAUGGGUUCCAGAAUGAAAGAUCAUCCUCGUCCAGGGAAAGCUGUAGAAGAACCACUAAAUGAACUGCAGAGCUAUGUGAUAUGUGAAAAGUACACCGUUGUUGAUACACCGUGGCCUUGAAGAUGCACUACUCAAAGAGAAGAAAUUCAGGAAACUAAUUGUUUUGCAUGUGUGGCAAAAGUGCUUUUGAUAUAAAUGAUGUAAUUUUAUAGUCACAGCAGCUGUAGCGAGGAACAUGUGUGUUUGCCCACAUGUGAUCUUUAUUUACUUUUGUUACGGUAUAUAUGGUAUGACUGAGGGUGAGAAUAUAAAAAGCACUGUUUGCCCACUACAGGGUCUCCCUGCAGUAAUCCUUAGUGGUAUUAUUUUCAAAAACUAUCAGUAGUCACUGCUUUGAUAACGGGCCUGCUCAGCCCGAAGAUUGCAAUACCAUUUAGACUAUUGUUUUCUUUAUUUGUGUGCAUGGGCAAGGUAUGGUCAUAUGUCUAUGAUACAAGCAGGAAGUAGAGAUUGUACAAAUACUUCUUUUCUGACAUUCAGCAA